AAAAAUGAGUGACAGGCGUCGGAGACAGAAAGGCGUAACACUGGAGUUCAUUUCCACCGGAAAUAGCCGGACUAUCUUUACAGAGGGGAAAGGAGUAGUUCAAAGAAACGCGAAAACCUGCUUGUAACGUUUGAAUUAAAUACAUAAGGGUAGCUAGGUAUGCGUCUUUGUGAUUAGUCUGUCCCAUUUUCAUCCGUGGAAAUUGAUGUAGCUAGCUAUUUAUAUUUGUUGAACCUGUGCAGUAUUAAGUGGUACUACUAAGCAAGCUAACUAACUUCACUCGCAGUCUCUUUUAGCCAACUUGGCUAGCUAUUUAGGUAAUUGAGCCUUUUGCCAAACGUGUUUGAAAUCAGCAGCCAUGGCAGAACGUGGUGCACAUUUGACAGCUGCAGCUGCAGAUGACAGACCGUCGAUAUUCGAGGUCUUGGCACAGGACUCCCUGAUGGGUGCAGUCAGACCCGCCUUGCGACACGCAGUGAAGGUUCUGGCUGAGUCUAACCCCUCUCGCUACGGAUUCCUCUGGCGGAGAUUUGACGAGAUUCACAGUGUUCUCGAUGUAUUGCUUCAGCACCAUUUUCUGUCACGGACUAGCGCCUCAUUCUCUGAGAACUUUUACAGCCUAAAGCGCGUGGCUGCUUCUGGUCGCGAGCGGCCAGCUCACCUGGGUCUGCGUGGGAAACACCACUGGUGCUCGCUGAUCCUGCUUGCCCUCAUUCCUUACUUGAGGGCCAAGCUGGAACAGGUACUGGCCAAGCAGAGGGAUGAGGACGAUUUUUCCAUCCGCCUGCCACAGACGCCCUUGCAGAGGAUGUACAGGGCCUUCCUGGCAGCCUACCCCUAUGUCAGCGUGGGCUGGGACAGCUGGGUAUUCUGCCAGCAGCUGUUGUAUGUGUUUGGCCGAGCCAAGACCCACUCACCAUUUCUGUGGCUGGCAGGUGUCAGGCUGGCUCACCUCACAGGACAUGACAUCACAAAUAUGGACCUCAAACCAGCCUCGCCUUCCAGGGCCAUCGGCUCAAGUGUUGGUGAGAGGCUGCGGAGGCUGACGUCGACAGUGGUGGGGGGUGUGGCUCUGUCCCUCUCCACUAGUCUUUCCUUGGGAGUGUUUUUCCUGCAGUUCCUCGAGUGGUGGUACUCCUCAGAGAACCAGAGCACCAUCAAGACCCUGACCUCCCUCCCCACACCACCCCCUCCCAUCCACCUCCAGAACCAAGAACCACUGACCAGACACAGCAAAGCAUGUCCACUCUGCUGCAAGAUCCGCACCAAUGAUACCGUCCUCUCCACCUCUGGGUUUGUCUUCUGUUACCGCUGUAUUUAUGUCUACAUCAAAGCCAACCAGAGGUGUCCGAUGACUGGGUACCCCACUGAACUUCAGCAUCUCAUCAAGAUUUACUCACCAGAGAGCUAGAGAGAAUCUUAUUUCCAUUCCAAUGAAGGACUUUGACAAUCAUGUCACAAUGACAAUUUAUACUGUAAUUGAUUUGUUAGUUGACUAUAUCCCUUAUGAACACUUGUAAAUAAUUUAAAGCACUAACAUAUCCCUAGCCGUCAUAAUAGUUUAAAUGCCCAGUGCAGAUAUUUUUCUCAAUAUCAACUCCCUUUUUUCUAUAUUUACAACUUAAGUCAGCUAUGCUGGCCUAUGGAGUCCCUUGGGAAACCCAACUACUGAAACAUCCUUUUAACACCAACUGUUCGUGUCCCCUAAAUCAGGUAGAUGCAUUUCUUCAUAUGAUGUGGGAGUUAAAUGCUUUUGGGGGAAAGUUACAAAAUUUAUUUUUAAGUGCAUGAAUUUAAAUAUUCAAUGCUUUCCAUCUAUGUUAAUGAUUCCAGCCACUUGAAUCUCUCAAUCAGAGAAGAUUACUGCGGGCAGACAGAACCAAAAAUAUAAGCUCAAUGUGUAAAGUGUUGGUCCCAUGGUUCAUGAGCUGAAACAAAUGAUCCCAGAAAUGUUUCAUAUGCACAAAAAGCUUAUUUCUCUCAAAUUUGGUGCACACAUUUGUUUACAUCCCUGUUAGUGAGUGUUUCUCCUUUGCCAAGAUAAUCCAUCUACCUGAUCGGUGUGGUAUAUCAAGUUGAUAAAACAGCAUAAAAUUUACACAGGUGUAUCUUGUGUAAGGGACAUUAAAAGGCCACUCUAAAAUGUACAGUUUUGCAACACAAAACAAUGCCGCAGAUGUCUGAAGUUUUGAGGGAACGUGCAAUUGGCAUGCUGACUGCAGAAAUGUCCACCAGAGCUGUUGCCAGAGAAUUGAAUGUUAAUUUUUCUACCAUAAACUGCCUCCAACAUAAUUUGAGACUUUGGCAGUGCAUCCAAUAGGCUUGGGCUAUACAGGGGUAUUUGGAAAUAGCCAUGGGAUGGUUUUUCAGUAUUGCCAAUAACGUUGACACUAUUUUAAGUUGUUCAAUAAAUGUUAAUAUUUGUAACUACUUUUAAGUAAAUACGUGCAGUCAACUUGUAAAAUAAUGUGACAGGUGAAAUUAACACGAUCUGCUUUAUUUCCUAAUUGUUUUUGCUUCGAUUGAUCACGGACAUGCAACUAUAGUUUUCCAACACAGAAAAUAAAUUAGUGCAACACA
Molecule: messenger RNA, 2580 nt
Organism: Oncorhynchus gorbuscha (pink salmon)
Lineage: Eukaryota; Metazoa; Chordata; Actinopteri; Salmoniformes; Salmonidae
Gene: pex12
Product: peroxisomal biogenesis factor 12
Exons: 3
Coding region: 359-1411 (350 amino acids)
Biological process (GO): protein monoubiquitination; protein import into peroxisome matrix
Cellular component (GO): peroxisomal membrane; peroxisomal importomer complex
Molecular function (GO): ubiquitin-protein transferase activity; zinc ion binding; protein binding
Source: RefSeq, a predicted model, not a curated record